AUGUCUGAACAUCCCGCGCAUUACACUGGCGAAUUCCACGCUCGCGUCCCCCCAUCCGAGCCCAUGAUGAAAGGAGGACACCAACCCGGCAUCAAAGUCGGCAACGACCGCCUACCAGAAUCCCACCUCGAAACAUUCCCUCCUGGAACCGCUCCCCCCGAAUCAUCCUUCCGACCAAAUCCCACAUCAGAAAUCCCAGGCCAGGCCAACAACCCCGAAAUCGACUCCCUUAGCCGGACAGACCCCCUCGACUUCCCCGGCGCCACAUCAAAGGACGUAAGCCACAGCUUCGGCCGACCCUUGCAAGGCCUCGAAGGCCGGGAAGUCGCCUCACAGCUGCCGGGCAAGAAACACACCGGCACAAGAACGCAGCAUCCCCAUGGCCAAAAGGAAGCGGGCGCGGGACUGGGAGCCAUUGCGGCAAAUGUCAACAAGACGGAUCCCGUGAGAGAGCAUGGGUGGGAUUUGCCAGAGGGCGUGGAGAAGGGCGCGAGGGGCAAGGGGAGUGAGAAUUGGCCUGGGGCGGAGGAUGUAGAGCCCGUGAAGGCGGAUGAGAUUGCUUCGGAGAGGGCUUGA
Molecule: messenger RNA, 576 nt
Organism: Trichoderma virens Gv29-8
Lineage: Eukaryota; Fungi; Ascomycota; Sordariomycetes; Hypocreales; Hypocreaceae
Exons: 2
Coding region: 1-576 (191 amino acids)
Source: RefSeq, a predicted model, not a curated record